AUGGCUGCGCCAUUUUUCUCAACGCCUUUUCAGCCUUAUGUUUAUCAGAGCCAACAAGAUGCAAUAAUCCCUUUUCAGAUUUUGGGAGGUGAAGCUCAGGUAGUUCAGAUAAUGUUGAAGCCACAAGAAAAAAUCAUCGCAAAGCCUGGUUCCAUGUGCUUUAUGUCUGGAUCAGUUGAAAUGGAAAAUGCAUACCUUCCAGAAAAUGACGUAGGCAUAUGGCAGUGGUUGUUUGGCAAAACUAUAUCCAAUAUUGUUGUUCGUAAUUCUGGACCAAGUGACGGGUUUGUUGGAAUUGCUGCGCCUUAUUUUGCUAGAAUUCUCCCGAUUGACUUGGCAAUGUUUAAUGGAGAGAUCCUGUGUCAGCCUGAUGCAUUUUUGUGCUCGGUCAAUGACGUGAAGGUCAGCAACAUAGUUGAUCAAAGGGGGCGUAAUGUUGUUGCUGGGGCUGAGGCAUUUUUGAGGCAGAAGUUAUCCGGCCAAGGGCUUGCAUUCAUACUAGGGGGUGGAUCCGUUGUACAGAAAAAUCUUGAGGUCAGUGAAGUUCUAGCUGUUGAUGUUUCUUGCAUUGUUGCUGUGACGAGUACAGUCGAUAUCCAAAUAAAAUAUAAUGGUCCUGCAAGAAGGACAAUGUUUGGAGGCGACAAUGCGGUAACAGCUUUUCUAACUGGACCGGGCAUUGUGUUCAUACAAAGUUUACCCUUUCCUCGUUUCUCUCAGCGAAUUGCUAGGGCGGUGACAUCGCCUAACAUGAGGGAAAAUCCAAAGUUUUUCGUACAGAUUGCCCUUUUCUUUUUCCUGGCCUAUGUUGUCAUUGUAUCUUCAUUAAUAUUGACAGAUGUAUGA
Lathyrus sativus (Indian pea) is the source of this 846-nucleotide messenger RNA. Lineage: Eukaryota; Viridiplantae; Streptophyta; Magnoliopsida; Fabales; Fabaceae. The record is from the annotation of a GenBank genome assembly.